CUGAGGUUUGUGAAUUGUCCAGCUCGAAGGCGGCGAUAGAGUAUACCGGAAUACAGCUACUGUACAUUCACCAUCAUUGAAUGGGUCGAUUUACCGGCGGCGAAAUGCCUCCGGCUAAGGAAUUAGCUAAACAUCCGACUUCCUCCAAACGCAAAACUCCCCGUUAUAAUGGCGACCGCCGCGAGAAACGGAAGAAGCGGAGAGUAACAGCAGUGCAAACUGAGGCUCAUAGCGAAACCCUAAGUCUAGCAGACAAUUCAAAUCGCACUUCGACGUCUCAUAUGCAUGCGUACGCACAUGCCAAUUAUCACAGGGGCGGAGAGCAUAGGGGGAAACGAAAGAGGCAAAGGCCGCCGGCUAAUACUGUGGAUCGGCGCAAGUGGGUGUACUCACCUCGGGACGUUUCACAUUGUAAAGAUGGCUUUGUAUUUGUGUCGUAUAAUCUAUUGGCAGUGGAAAAUGCGAAAAAACAUCCUGAUUUGUACCCUAAUGUCUUGCCAGAGUUGAUGGAUUGGGAUUACCGGAAGCAAAUCUUAUGCAAGGAAAUCCGGGGAUAUAAUCCAGGCAUUAUGUGUUUCCAGGAGGUUGAUCGGUAUGAUGAUUUAGAUAAUCUCCUUCAGAAAGAUGGGUUCAGAGGAGUGUACCAGCCUCGUACAGGGGAUUCAUGUGAUGGGUGUGCAAUAUUUUGGAAGAACGAGCUAUUUACCCUUUUGCACAAAGAAAGCAUAGAGUUCGAAAGGUUUGGUCUACGCAAUAACGUUGCCCAGUUUUGUGUUUUCAAGAGAAAAAGGAAAGAGUGUAGUAACGAUUCAAAUGCUUUGACAUCAGAGGACAUGUCCUCUCAAAGUUUUCUGGUAGGGAACAUCCAUGUACUCUUCAAUCCAAAACGUGGAGACAUUAAGCUGGGUCAGAUUCGUUUACUUGUUGAGAAUGCCCAAAGACUUUCACAGGAAUGGGGUAAUAUACCAAUUGUACUUGCAGGAGACCUAAAUAGUAUGCCAAAGAGUGCAGUUUAUCAGUUUUUGACAUCAUCUAAGUUGGACAUCCGCAUGCAUGAACGAAUACAUAUCUCUGGGCAGAUUGAUCCAUCUGUGAAACCGACCUAUCGAUUUAAGAGUGUACCUGCAGCGAGGGCUAGAAAACCAUUAAUGCAUAGAUGGACUGAUGAGGAGCUUAGGCUUGCAACAGGAACAGUAUCUGUUCACCUGCUACAUCAAUUAAAGCUAUGCAGCGCCUAUGCCGGAGUUCCUGGAACCUCUAAGACGAGAGAUGACCUUGGAGAACCCUUGGCAACGUCAUUUCAUUCCAAGUUUCUGGGAACUGUUGAUUAUAUAUGGCAUACAGCUGAGCUUGUUCCUCUGAGGGUUCUUGAUCCCUUGCCUGUCAACAUUUUGAGAAGGACCAGAGGGCUUCCAAGUGAGGAAUGGGGAAGUGAUCAUCUAGCUCUAGUUUGCGAACUAGCAUUUGCAGGUGAAGGUGACGAGACGUGAAUUGCAUUUGUGGAAGCUGCUUGUUUGGCUAACCAUUCACGAACUGUAAUUGACAACGUGAUGCUUCAUUGCUCCACAUAAAUUAUUCCGGUUUUCCAAAUCUUAUUCGAAAAGAACUGUAGAGACAUGUCGCAAUUGGAUACCAAGAUGUGUGAUAUAUUAGGGCAUCCCCAUCAAUGGUUUUUUAGAUGGAAAUGCUUGUGGAGGAGAGAGGGAGAGGAGAGAAAAGAAUUGAGAGUGCUGCACGGAGAUCUGGUUUUGGUUUUUAACUCUGCAAUGGGUCUCACCAAAAUGAACUUAUUGUUGCAUCAGUCGUGUGAAGCAAACUGCCCAGCCGGGCGUGUGGAUAUUCCACGCGCUCACUGGGCGCGUAAUUUCCUUUUUUUUUUUCUUUUUUUUUCAUUUAUCCUUUUUCUCUCCCAUGUUUUCUUUUUUUAGUCACACCUGUAAAAAUUACUCAAAAUCUACAACUAUUAGAAAUGUUUUUAA
This is a messenger RNA of Ipomoea nil (Japanese morning glory), 1979 nucleotides long. Its product is annotated as carbon catabolite repressor protein 4 homolog 5-like. Bases 81 to 1490 code for a protein of 469 amino acids. Gene Ontology annotation, molecular function: 3'-5'-RNA exonuclease activity. The transcript is spliced from 14 exons. The record is from RefSeq and is a predicted model, not a curated record. NCBI's taxonomy places the organism in Eukaryota, Viridiplantae, Streptophyta, Magnoliopsida, Solanales, Convolvulaceae.